Xiphias gladius (swordfish) is the source of this 4626-nucleotide messenger RNA. RefSeq names its product histone deacetylase 6 (gene hdac6). The record is from RefSeq and is a predicted model, not a curated record. Bases 106 to 3444 code for a protein of 1112 amino acids. Gene Ontology annotation, molecular function: histone deacetylase activity; zinc ion binding. Gene Ontology annotation, cellular component: histone deacetylase complex. Gene Ontology annotation, biological process: chromatin organization. Lineage: Eukaryota; Metazoa; Chordata; Actinopteri; Istiophoriformes; Xiphiidae. The transcript has 29 exons.
GCCGGCGCCGCGCUCGCUGACGGUCUGUGUGUGCGACGGCCGUGGUGUUCAGUUGGCGCUCACAAACAGAAAGAAACAGAAACAGAGAGCGACUGUGGAUCAGAGAUGCAGUCUGGACCGUCUGGACCAGAUCCUCCAGGAUCUGGACUGAAGUCAGUCAGAAGAUCUCCUCGUCUGUCUCCUCAGGGCAGCAGCAGUAAAGAAAAGGAGGAGAGGAAAGGAGGAAGAAGCAGUCUGCAGGAGGUGAAGAGGAGAGGAAGGAUGGAGAAGAGCAGAGAGGAGGCAGAGGAGGAGCUUAACAGCAGACUGCAGACGUUGGACCUGUCCAGCAGAUCAGCAGCCAGUGGUACAGGUCUGGUUUACUCUGAGGUCUUCACUCAUCAUAAGAACCUGCGGGAGCCCAGUCACGUAGAGAGUCCUGACAGAGUGACGUCCAUCAUGAAGGAGCUAGAGAGACAGGAGCUGCUGUCUCACUGCAUCAGAGUGGAGCCCAGAGAAGCUACAGAAGAAGAGCUGCUGCUCGCUCACAUGAAGAAUUAUGUGGAUGCGAUGAGGUCGACUGAGACCAUGUCAGAGAGUGAACUACACACACUGUCUGAGAAAUACGACUCUGUUUACCUUCAUCCUGAGUCCUUCCAGGUGUGUGUGUUGGCGGUGGGUUCCGUCCUCCAGCUGGUUGAUCAAGUGAUGACCUCUGAUCUCAGAAAUGGCUUCGCUGUCAUCAGACCUCCAGGUCAUCACGCUCAGGCCAGCGAGUCAAACGGUUUCUGCGUUUUCAACAACGUGGCGAUUGCAGCUCGAUAUGCUCAGACCAGACACUCAGUCAGCAGGGUGUUGAUAGUGGACUGGGAUGUUCAUCAUGGUCAGGGCAUCCAGUACCUGUUCCAGGAAGACCCCAGGGUCCUUUACUUCAGCGUCCACCGGUACGAGCAGGGCUCUUACUGGCCUCACCUCCCAGAGUCUGACAGUUGGUUUGUUGGCAGAGGACGAGCUGAAGGAAGAAACAUCAACCUGCCCUGGAACCAGACGGGGAUGACAGACGCUGAUUACAUUGCUGCUUUUCAACAACUGCUGCUGCCUGUAGCCUGCGAGUUUCAGCCUCAGCUGGUUCUGGUCUCUGCUGGAUUCGAUGCUGCAGUCGGAGACCAGAAGGGGCAGAUGUGUGUGAGUCCUCAGUGUUUCCAUGUUCUGACUCACAUGUUGAUGAGUUUGGCUGAAGGUCGACUCGUUCUCGCUCUCGAGGGAGGUUAUAACCUGCAGUCGACAGCAGAGGGCGCUGCAGCCUGUGUCAGAGCUCUGCUGGGAGGAGCCUGUCCUCCUCUGAGUCUCCCCACUGCUCCGUCUGACAGUGCUCUGCAGUCGAUCUCUCAGACCGUCUCUGCUCUGUAUCCACACUGGGCCUCUCUACAAGUACUGGAAGGUGGCCCAUUGGCUGAGGGCAGUGUCAUCAGAGCAAUAAACAACCAGCAGAGCACAAAGCAGACCAGCCCCGCCCCCUCUGUUGCCAUGACAACAGGUCUGGUCUAUGAUGAGAGGAUGAUGGAGCAUCUGAAUAUGUGGGACAGACAUCACCCUGAACAGCCUCAGAGAAUCUCCAAAAUCUUCUCCAAACAUCAGCAGCUGGGAUUGGUCGAUCGUUGCCAGCGGAUACCCGUUCGCUUAGCAACAGAGGAGGAGCUGUCCAUGUGUCACAGUGUGCAGCACAUUGAGCAGAUGAAGGCUACAGCAGUGAUGAAGCCCAGAGAUCUGCACAAACUGGGGGAAGAGUUCAACUCCAUCUACAUCAACAACCAGAGCUUCCAGUCUGCUCAGCUGGCUGCUGGAAGCUGCUUCAGCGCUGUGGAGAGGAUCCUGACUGGACAGGUGAGUAACGGCUUGGCGAUCGUCCGUCCUCCUGGUCACCACGCAGAGAGGGACUCUCCCUGUGGUUUCUGUUUCUUCAACACAGCAGCGCUCACUGCUCGCCACGCCCAGAAGAUCUCCCAUCAUGCACCGCUGAGAGUCCUCAUCCUGGACUGGGACGUUCACCACGGCAACGGCACACAGCACAUGUUCGAGGAUGACGACAGCGUCCUGUACAUCUCCCUCCAUCGCUAUGACAACGGGACAUUCUUCCCGUCGUCGGAGGACGCCGCUGCCAACCGGGUGGGCGUGACCAAAGGGGCGGGGUUUAACGUCAACGUGGCCUGGAGCGGAGGAAGGAUGGGCGACUCUGAUUACCUCGCUGCCUUUCACCGCGUCGUCAUGCCAAUUGCUACCGAGUUUAACCCCGGUCUGGUCCUGGUGUCGGCCGGAUUCGAUGCAGCUCGGGGGGAUCCGCUGGGUGGAUAUCACGUGACCCCGGAGGGAUACGCCCACCUCACACACCUGCUGAUGUCAUUGGCUGGGGGCCGGGUCCUACUCAUACUGGAGGGAGGUUACAACCUGUCGUCCAUCUCUGACUCCAUGGUGAUGUGCACCAGCGUGUUGCUAGGAGACCCUCCUCCAUCCCUGGUGACGCCCCUCCCCCCUCCUCAUCACAGUGCUGUGGCAACAAUCAACGAGGUCAUCCGACACCACGCCCCCUACUGGAGGUCACUGAGGAUACACAUCCCAGAUUCUGUGCGGGCGUCCCUGCCCUCCCUGAAGUAUCGUGGGAAACGUAGCUCUAAAGGAAAAGGCAGGAAGUCAGAGCAGAGCAGCACAAACAAACCUCCGCUGCCCCCCACAGGACCAGAGGACACAACGACGCAGUGCGGUCUGGACCAGCUCACUCAGGGAUUGGCCAGUUUGGACAUUAGUCAAACCUCAGCCAAUCACACUCCUGCUAUGUCCACCCCAGUGGGAGGGGCCAGGCCAAAGGUCCGCCUGAGUACGGAGAAGGUCACCUGUGAAGGUGAAGCGAAGGCGGAGCCUAGCGUAGCCGUACCUGAGCAGAGCCAAUCAGCAGACAGCACACCACCUCAGACUCAGACUGUUGCUGCGGCAAUGUCAAAGUCGGUUGCCGUUGGAGACGAGGCUGCCGCUGGAGCGGGGGCGGAGCCAGAGACGGAGGGAGCGUGUGGUUGGUCGAAGCCUCAGACGUCUCUGGAGCUGAUGUGUGAAGGACAAACAGACGGAUCCACUCUGUACGUGGUGGACCCUCUGUCCUGGUGUCCUCACCUGGAUGUCGUUAAGCCCCCGCCCCCCUCGGGUAUAGAUGUCUUCCUGUCGUGUCAGGACUGCAGCUCUGAUGCUGAGAACUGGAUCUGUCUCACCUGCUACCAGGUGUUCUGUGGCCGUUACGUUAACGAACACAUGGUGAUCCACGGUGCUACCUCUGAACAUCCGCUGGUUCUGAGCUUCUCUGAUCUCUCUGUGUGGUGCUACCUGUGUGAGGCCUACAUACACAACCAGAUUCUGUUUGAAGCUAAAAACGCCGCUCACUGUGCCAAGUUCGGAGAAGAGGUCCCUCCACGGAGCUGAGCUGAAGAGGAGGAGGGUGUAAAAAACUGACACCUGACCAGCAGCGUCUGAUUGGACAGUUGAGUGCGUUGCCACGGAUACCAGCAGCAGUGGUGCUUUGUGGGAAACGUAGUUCAACCUACGGCAUCCGACAACUGCCAAAAAACAAACUCAAAUGCAAAAAAAGAAAAAGAGGAAUUGAUGUUUUUAUUUUUUUAACUGCAGAUCAUCUUCAUCUUCGUCAUCAUCGUCAUCAGCAGGUUGGCGCUUCAGUCUCCUGAAAACGUGACCAAUCACCAGCAGAGUCUGGACGGUUAUUGAACAAAAAGUGAUGCGUUAGAGGCCAGAGGGGCGAUGAUGUCACGGAGAGGCCACGCCCACAAACAACGGCACAGUAACGGACGUUGUGAAAUUUCAUUUCAGAAAUCUGCAGUUUCUCAUUUUCACUGUCACCUGAUCAUUUACUCCUCAGCUUUCGCGUCGUAAAGAUCUGGAAGGUUCCUUUCACUGAUCUUAAACCUGAUCAGCUGAUGGUCACGACGCGAAGUUUGAGAUUUCAGGACAAAAACAAGGCAGAUUUUUGACCUCGAAGUAACUAAAGUAACUGAACGUCUCCCUCUGAGCAACACGUUUCUGUCUGUGACCGAGUCCUGAGAACUUCAAACUGUCAACACAUUUUCUUCCGUUCUUUUCUAAUCUGACAGAAGAACAUUCAACACAAAGGAAGAGACGCAUUUCUAGUGUUUGUCAACACCGGUGCUCGUUGUUCUACGGCUGCUCUGACAGAAAACUCUAGAAACGAAUUGGUUCACGGUAAAAACUGGUUUUAAAGACUCAGCCAGAGACAAAAUUAAGGAGACAUCGUGUUGUUCUGUAACGAGUCUGAGAAGCAUCCGAUUGGUCAAGAAGAAUAAAAAAGAGAAAAGACAGAUCAAAACCAAAGGAAGACGAGGUUGGAAAGGUGGUGAGAGGGAAGCUCCGCUGCUCGUUACAUGACAUUAAGUGAAAUAACAAAGUUAUGGAGACGUUUCUCUGGUGUGAAACCCGAUGCUCAGAGGGAACCUGUGAAGUCAGCGACCAGUUUCUGUUAAAGACACAUAACACGUGGAGAAAGUCCACGAGGGUCUGUCUGUAAAACUCACUUCAGCUGCGUUUGAUCUCAGCAGGAGAAGAGCAGUUUCUGUGUUUGAGGUGCGUUUGAUU